Camponotus floridanus (Florida carpenter ant) is the source of this 1032-nucleotide messenger RNA. It is a transcript of the gene Ubc7, whose product is annotated as ubiquitin-conjugating enzyme E2 G2. Bases 144 to 644 code for a protein of 166 amino acids. The record is from RefSeq and is a predicted model, not a curated record. The transcript is spliced from 4 exons. Gene Ontology annotation, cellular component: cytosol; endoplasmic reticulum. NCBI's taxonomy places the organism in Eukaryota, Metazoa, Arthropoda, Insecta, Hymenoptera, Formicidae.
UGAAAUGGCCAGCUGGCUGUUCUUAGAUUUCUCUCUGAUACAAGGAACAAAAAAAUUGAAGGAUCUCGUCAGAGAAAUUCUUCGUUGAGUUGACAUUUCUUAAGUUCUCAAACGAUUUGCAGAUCAUCCGCGUGGUUAAAACAAUGGCGGGUUCGGCUCUCAGACGACUGAUGGCAGAGUACAAACAACUAACCUUGAAUCCACCAGAAGGCAUUAUCGCCGGUCCGAUUAAUGAGGAAAACUUCUUCGAAUGGGAAGCUCUCAUCACUGGGCCAGAAGGAACAUGCUUUGAAGGUGGAAUCUUUACGGCAAAAUUAAUAUUUCCUCCAGAUUAUCCACUAAGUCCACCCAAGAUGCAAUUCACUUGUGAAAUGUUUCAUCCUAAUAUUUAUGCAGAUGGAAGAGUCUGUAUAAGCAUAUUACAUGCACCUGGUGAUGAUCCAAUGGGUUAUGAAAGCAGUGCAGAAAGAUGGAGUCCAGUACAGAGCGUGGAGAAGAUAUUAUUGAGUGUAGUAAGUAUGCUAGCAGAACCAAAUGAUGAGAGUGGUGCUAAUGUAGAUGCCGCCAAAAUGUGGAGAGAGGAUCGUAGUGAAUUUGAGAGGAUAGCUCAAAAACUUGUAAGAAAAACGUUGGGUAUCCCUUAAAAUAGGACGCAUAUUGUUUAUUAAAAUAAAUAAAUAAAAAAUAAAAAAAAAGGAAAAUCUUAAAUUAUAAUUAUUACGUUUAUUUCUUCAUAGUACAUUCUUGUAUAAAAAUAAAUUUUUAUCUGUACAACAAAUUUUUGAUGUGCAAAUUUUUUCUUGUAUAUUCUGCUGAUUAUUUGCACAAGAUAUGAAAUGAACUUUAAAUUUACAAAGUUUACGUCUUUUAAUGUUACAAAAACUGAAAUUAUUAAUCUCAAAAAAUGUUUUUUAUUUUCAACAUUGCAGUACAAACAUGGGUAAUCAAAUACAUAUGUGAAUAUCUUGUACACUUACAUAUUUCAUUGAAUUGCUAAUAAAGAAUAAGAAUCACUUCUUGCGUUUGAGUAUA